This is a messenger RNA of Coniophora puteana RWD-64-598 SS2, 1083 nucleotides long. RefSeq names its product splicing factor CC1-like protein. Gene Ontology annotation, cellular component: nucleus. Lineage: Eukaryota; Fungi; Basidiomycota; Agaricomycetes; Boletales; Coniophoraceae. Gene Ontology annotation, biological process: mRNA processing. The record is from RefSeq and is a predicted model, not a curated record. Gene Ontology annotation, molecular function: RNA binding. The coding region runs from base 1 to 1083 and encodes 360 amino acids. The transcript is spliced from 10 exons.
AUGGUUCGCAGGCGCGCUUCACCUUCUUAUGACCAACAACAAGAGGACUACAACCCCGACGAGCCUAAGGAAGACGACUCUGAGGCCCGCUCAGUCUUCGUCUCUCAGCUAGCUGCAAGACUCACAGCUCGUGACCUAGGCUACUUCUUCGAGGACAAACUUGGAGAAGGGACCGUCUUGGACUCCCGGAUUGUGACCGACCGUAUCUCCCGAAGGUCUAAGGGUAUCGGAUAUGUUGAGUUCCGCUCCAUUGACUUGGUUGAAAAGGCGCUUGGUCUCAGUGGGACUGUCGUGAUGGGACUGCCCAUCAUGGUUCAAUUAACUGAAUCGGAAAGAAACAGACUUCACCCAGGUGACGGCAAUCUCAACCUUCCUCCAGGAGUGCAUGCGCCGCAUGGUGCUAUGCAGCUUUAUGUGGGAUCACUGCACUUCAAUCUCACGGAAGCCGAUAUCAAACAGGUCUUUGAACCUUUUGGCGAUCUUGAAUUUGUUGAUUUGCAUAGGGACUCCACAACCGGGCGAAGCAAAGGUUACGCUUUUGUACAGUAUAAGAGACCUGAGGACGCAAAGAUGGCUCUGGAGCAAAUGGAUGGGUUUGAACUGGCUGGUCGUACGCUCCGAGUCAAUACCGUCCAUGAAAAGGGAACUGCCCGUUAUACCCAACAGGACUCCCUAGAGGAAACAGGCGGCGGUAAUUUGAAUGCCGCCUCUCGUCAAGCGCUGAUGCAGAAACUUGCUAGGAUUGAAACCCCAACUCCAGCUGAACCAGUAUCUCGGCCCAGUAUCCCGCAAGCGAUGCAAUCGCGCUCUGUACUGAUGAAGAAUAUGUUCGAUCCCGAAGAGGAAACUGAGCGUGAUUGGGAUAAAGAACUCGCCGAGGACGUCAAAGGUGAAUGCCAAGAAAAGUACGGCAAGGUCGAAGCUAUCAAAGUUGAAAAAGAGACACAGGGUGAAAUCUACGUGAAGUUUGCCACUAUCGACUCCGCCAAGGAAGCUGUUCAAGCACUCAACGGGCGCUGGUUUGGUGGACGACAGAUCUCCGCGGUCUUCAUCUCGGAUGCCAUCAUGCAGGCCCACCAGUAG